AUGGAAAACGUUGAUCGGAUCACAUUGCUAAACGAUAUUGAUGUUCUUACCACAAACUACACUAUCAAGGUUAAAAUUGUUAGUUUGUGGAGGAAGAAAAUGAGGGAUAAUGAAAGGGAGACAUAUCGGAUAGAUAUGAUACUGAUGGAUGAAAAGGGUAGCAAAAUUCAAGCUUCUUGCAUGCACAAGCUAUUUUCAAAAUUUGAGAGGCAUCUUAAUGUUGAUGAAUGCCUUAUCAUUAAACGGCCAUCUCUUGCUGCUAACACAGCAUCUUUCAAGAUUGUUCCUAACAACCAGAAGCUAACUUUUUAUUAUCAUACCUUUGUCGAAAAGUGCAAUGUAUGGGACGGUCCGCAAUACGUUUUCAAUUUUGUUGAGUUUAAUGAUGUUCUUUCAAUGAAAAUAAAAGAGGGUACGACAGUAGAUUUCAUUGGCUAUGUUGGUGUUUGUUAUAACAUUGAGGAUACUAACAAGAAGGAUGGUAGCAAAGGGAAACGUCUUAAUCUUAAGCUUCAAGAUCUUGAAGAUGUUCAGAUUGAUUUAACUCUUUGGGACGAUCACGCUAAGGACAUGUAUUCUUACAUGAUUAGUGAAAAGCGUGAAGCACAUGUUGUCGUUGUUGUCCAUUUCGGUGCAGUUAAAUCAUACAAAGGCAAAUGGGGAUUAUCCAAUAACUUUGAUGGUUCAAGAGUUUUCAUUAACGACAACUUUGAUGACAUGCUAUUGUUCAAGCAAAAGUUUCUUGCUAAACUUUCUGCUUCAAGUGAGUCAAGUAGCCAUGCUGGGUCAUAUAUGAUGUGUUCUGUCGAAGAUGAAUUUUUAAAGAAUGAUGUUUUUUCACCACUUGCUUACCUUCCAUCAAUCUUAGAGCCAAAGAAAGUUGUUGUUGUUGGAACUAUUGUGGCAAUCGUUUCUGAUAAGAUGUGGUAUUAUGAUGGUUGUAACUAUUGCAAGUCAAAAGUUGAGAAAAAGUUUGAAACCUAUGAUAAAGAUGAUGGAACAAGUGAUGUUAGAGAUACGCAGUUGUAUCAAUGUUCUAACAAGGAUUGUAAUGGAAAAGAGGUUUUCCCGAUGUCCAGGUUCAAAAUACCGGUUCGCGUUCAAGAUUCAACUGGAACUGUGACGCUUACAUUAUUUGACCAUGAGGCGAUGAAGUUUGUUCGGAAAACUGCAAAGGAGCUUAUUCAAAUUCAGGACGAGUUAUUGCAAACUAAUGAUUUCCCAAGAGAAUAUCCCGUUGAAUUUGAAGAGUUGCUUAAUCAAAAGUGUGCUUUUGUGAUUAAAGUAACUGACUUUAAUAUUGCAAAUGGUGUCGAGAAUUAUGGAAUAUCAGUUGUUACAACUGAUGAUGACAUCUUGGAUAAGCUCAACAAAAAAUUUAAAAUAGAUCAAAUUGAUGCUUAUGAAACUUUUGGUAUGAGUCAGUCUGAGUUCCAAACUUCUGGUGCUGAAGGUUUGAAGGAUGCCGAUUCUUACACUGGGGAUAACACCACACCUAUUUCAAAGGAUUAUGCGGUUGACUUGAAACAAUCAUCCUCUGACAUGAAGCGUAACCUUGAUGAUGUUUAUUUGAAUGAAGUUGGAUUGGUGUCCUCAGCAAUUCUUUCUAUUGUUUUAAAAAUGCAUAAUAGGUUUGAACAACUUAAGUUGUAUUAUUCAGAACGUCCACAUAUUGACCUUGAAAAUAAAUCUGAGCAAGCUAAAUGUAGGCGUUCGUUAAGAAAGCUAUAUAUUGAUAAUAAGAGAUCAAAUGCAGCUGCUUUUCCGGAAUAUGUUGUCAGAGCUUUAGAGGCUAAACACAGGCGCAAGUUAAGAAAAUUAUACCUUGAUCGUAAGAGAUCAAAUGUUACAAAGAAAUUAAUUUCUAGAGGUGGUACUUCAACAUUGUCAUCAUCAACACCAAUCCGGUUAAAUAACAAAGAGAAUUUUACUCCCAAUAUUUCAAACAUCACCUUUCCUACCGAAUCUUCAACUGCUUUUGGGACAAGUAAUCAUUUAAAUUCGUCCUUUAAUGUAAGAUCAUCCGUUAUUACACAAUCAACUUUCAAGAAGAAAGGAAAUGUACUACACGAUCAGUUUUCAACACCCAUCCGUACACCACUUGCAAACCUAUCAAACACAAUGCCAGACAAUAUUGCAAGCUCAUCAACGUUACCAUUGAAUGAUUGCUUUUCUCUUCAUCCUAGAAUAUCCAAUAAACGUAACACAACAUUUUUGUCAUCUGAAUUAAGCUCGAUAAAAAAGAUGUCUUCUGGAAAGCGUAGACUUAUUCAUAAACCAAUUGAAAUACAACCCAUACCAAUGGCUGCUCUUGACUCUGAUGAUGAAAAUCACGUUAACGAGGUUGUGUUAGACGCCACAAAAGGCGUUUCUAAAGAUUACGUUGACCAUGGUGACCAAACUCUUACGUGUGGUUUAUGCUUUGCAAACUUAUGGCCAACCGAAGGUGGAAAGGGUCGCAUUACACUUCAAAAGCAAACAUAUAGCUUAUGUUGUGGAUAUGGUAAAGUUGAUUUGCCUGAAUAUAAAGAUUCUGAUCCAUCUUAUCAGAUGCUGUUUCGCGGUUUAGAUCAGGAAAGCAAAUAUUUCUUAAAGAACAUAAGACGUUACAAUUCUAUGUUUUCCUUUACUUCGAUGGGAGGAAAAGUUGAUACUAAAAUAAACAAAGGUAAUGCUCCAUUUGUUUAUAGAAUCAGUGGCCAGAAUGCACAUAGUAUGGGUAGUCUUCUUCCUAAGCAUGGAGCCCAGCCAAAAUUUUCACAGCUUUAUAUCUAUGAUACUGAGAAUGAGCUUACUAAUAGGGAGUUGUUAUUUAGUGAUUCUUCAAGCAAAGCUUCGAUUAGGGCAAAGGAACUUGAUGUGAAGUUUAUAAAGUAUAUUACGAACAUGUUAGAUUCUACGAAUAUGUUGGUUAAAACUUACAGGAUGGUACGAGACCAUCUCCAUGACAAUCCUAAUGUUACUCUUAAACUUCGUAUAAUCUCACAGAGGGAUAGAGACGGUAGGACUUACAAUUUACCUACGUGUUCUGAAGUUGCUGCUUUGAUAGUUGAUGAACCUGAUCUCCAGAUUGAAAGCCGUGAUAUUAUUGUUGAAAUGCGUUCUGGAGAACUAAAGCGUAUUAGCGAGUUACAUCCUUCUUAUCUUGCUCUACAGUAUCCAAUUCUUUUUCCGUAUGGAGACGAUGGAUAUAGGAUUAACAUUCCUCAUAGAGAAUUUGGUCCUAAUUCAAAGAAGACAAGACCAACUUGUACUAUGAGGGAGUUCUUUGCUUAUAGAAUUCAGGAUAGGCAUAACAAGUUUUCUCUAAUUCUUAAUGCAAGAAGGUUGUUUCAGCAGUUUUUAGUCGAUGCCUACACAAUGAUUGAGAGUGAGAGGCUAAACUACAUACGUUUUCAGCAAAUCAAACUUCGAUCUGAUUCGCUAAACAGUCUUAAAAAUGUUCAAGACGUUGGUCAGAGUGAUUUGAGUCAUACGGGACAACCUGUUAUAUUACCUUCAUCUUUUACGGGUGGUUCUCGAUACAUGAUGCAAAAUUACUUAGAUGCUAUGGCGUUAUGUCGGAAGUAUGGUUAUCCUGAUUUCUUUAUCACAAUCACAUGUAAUCCGAAAUGGCCUGAGAUUGUAAGAUUUCUAGGUGACUCUUCAAUUAAGCCUGAAGACAGACCUGACAUACUUUGUCGAUUGUUUAAGAUGAAACUUGAUGAAUUGAUAAAAGAUAUGAAGCAAAAAAAAAAUUUUGGCAAUAUUAAUGCAGUUGUUUAUACCGUUGAGUUUCAAAAACGUGGUUUGCCACAUGCGCAUAUUUGCUUAUUUAUGAAAGCUGAUCAUAAGCUUCCUACGGUUGAACACAUCGAUCCCUUUAUAUCAGCUGAAAUUCCUGAUAAGAAUGAGGAUCCUGAAUUGUAUUCUCUUGUGAGUGACUUUAUGAUUCAUGGUCCUUGUGGAUAUGCGAACAUGAAAUGUCCAUGCAUGGUUGGCAACCGUUGUUCAAAGAAUUUUCCGAAGAGGUUUUUGGAUUCCACUUCCAUUGAUUCUGAUGGUUUUCCAGUUUAUAGGAGAAGAGAUUCUGGUCACACAGUUGUCAAGAAGGGCGUUACUUUAGACAAUAGGAGUGUAGUUCCGUACAACAAAAACCUACUCAAAAGAUAUCAGGCACAUAUUAACGUGGAAUGGUGCAAUCAGGCUGGCUCAAUAAAGUAUUUGUUUAAAUACAUUAAUAAAGGACCUGAUCGAGCCACUGUUGCUGUUUUUGAUUCAGACAGAGGCCCCGAUGAGGAAAUUCCAAAAGAUGAAAUUAAAGAGUACUACGAAGCUAGAUAUGUUUCCGCAUGUGAAGCCAGCUGGAGAAUAUUUGGCAAUGAUGUUCAUUAUCGGUAUCCAUCUGUUAUGAGGUUACCAUUUCAUCUUCCAGGACAACAAAAUGUUGUUUUUAGUUGUGACGAUGAUAUUGAGGAUGUCCUAAACAAACCUCAAGUAAAUUCCUCUAUUUUCUUGGAAUGGAUGAAGAUGAACAAUUCUAAGCCUGAAGCAAGACAACUUACUUAUGUUGAGUUUCCCACAAAAUAUGUGUGGAAGUUAAAAGAUCGUUGCUGGCAGCAACGCCAAAAUUAUGUUGUUAUUGGAAGAAUUUAUUCUGCGUCUCCAUCUCUUGGUGAGGCUUAUUACCUACGAAUUCUUCUUACUAAGGUUAAAGGCCCACGAUCAUUUGAAGAAAUAAGAACAUAUGAUGGUGUUGUUUAUCCUACAUUUCGGGAUGCGUGUUAUGCACGUGGCCUGUUAGAUGAUGACAAUGAAUAUAUCGAGUGUAUUAAAGAAUCCAGUUUCACAGGAAACGGUCAUUAUCUUCGUUCUUUGUUUGCAACACUUCUAUUGUCUAAUACGCUAUCUAGACCUGAAGUUGUUUGGGAGAAAACGUGGGAGCUAUUGUCCGAGGACAUUUUAUACAAUAUGCGGAAGGAUUCUGGCAUGAGCGAUUUCGUUGUUUCUGAGGAACGUUUAAAGAAUAUUACGUUGUCGAAAAUCGAAAAAUUCCUUCUUCGUAAUGGAUCCAGCUUGCACAGGUUUUCACCAAUGCCUUAUCCUGAUGAUGACUAUCUGAUGUCGGAGAGCAACCGUUUGAUAAAUGAGGAGCUUUCUUUUGACAUUGAUGAAGUUACGGCUGAGUUCAAUAAUCUUCACAGCUGUCUAAACGGCGAUCAAAGAGCCGUGUAUAAUGAAAUUAUGGAUGCUGUUCGGAUUGGUAAGGGUGGUGUGUUUUUUGUGUACGGUUAUGGUGGUACGGGCAAGACUUUUCUGUGGAAAACUUUAGGUGCUUCUAUUAGAUGCAAUGGACAGAUUGUUAUUAAUGUUGCUUCAAGUGGUAUUGCAUCUUUGUUGUUAUCACGCGGUCGUACCGCUCACUCGCGAUUUCAUAUUCCAAUUAAUCUCAAUGAAGAUUCGGUAUGCCAUAUAAAGCCUAAUACUGAAAUCGCGAAUCUUUUAUAUGAAGCAAAGUUGAUUAUUUGGGACGAGGCACCGAUGAUACACAAACAUGCUUUCGAGGCUCUUGAUCGUACAUUGAAGGAUGUUUUGAGUGUUUUUGAUUCACAAAAUUCAGAACUUCCAUUUGGUGGGAAAACUAUUGUAUUUGGUGGUGACUUUAGACAAAUCCUACCAGUUGUACAAAAUGGAAGCAGGCAAGAUAUCGUAAACGCCUCAUUAUGUUCAUCCCACAUCUGGUCCACUUGCAAGGUGUUGAAAUUGACAAUCAACAUGCGUUUGUCGGUUGGAUCAAGUAGCUCAAACGUUAUGGAGAUAAACGAAUUUGGUAAAUGGCUUCUUGACAUCGGCGAAGGUAAUGUUGGUGAUUCUAUCGACGGUGAUGGAACGAUUGAAAUACCUGCUCAUCUCUUAAUAACUGAUGAGAAUGAUCCAAUUCAAGGUUUGAUUGACUUUGUAUAUCCUUCAGUUCUUCAUCGUUAUAAAGAGCGUGACUACUUUUCUGAGAGAGCUAUACUCGCUCCUAAGAAUGAAGUUGUUCAUGAUAUAAAUGACCGUUUGCUUGAUUUGUUUCCCGGUGAAGAAGUAGAGUAUCUUAGCUCUGAUAGUUUAUGUCCGACUGAGCAAAUCAACGAUCCGUUACAUCAAGAUUUGUAUAAUCCAGAUGUGUUAAAUAGUGUAAAAGUAUCAGGGUUACCAAAUCAUAGAUUGGUAUUAAAAUUGGGUGUUCCGGUUAUGCUUUUGAGGAAUAUUGAUCAGCAAAACGGUUUGUGUAAUGGUACGCGUCUUCAAAUCACACGUCUUGGUAAACGUGUUAUUGAAGCAGAGAUAUUAUCAGGAAGUAAUGUUGGAUCAAGAACUUUCAUCCCAAGAAUCAGCAUGAUACCAUCUGACAAGAAAAUACCGUUCAAAUUUCAAAAAAGGCAAUUUCCAAUAACCGUAUGUUUUGCGAUGACUAUUAACAAAAGUCAAGGACAAUCUCUAUCUAGAGUUGGUAUAUACCUCAGAGACCCCGUGUUCUCACAUGGUCAGCUUUAUGUUGCGUUGUCCAGGGUUAAGACUAAGGAUGGCGUUAAGGUUUUAAUAUUCGACAAAAAUGGGAGGCCAACAAAUAAAACUGCAAACGUUGUUUACAAAGAAAUAUUUGGGAAAUUGUAG
Molecule: messenger RNA, 6639 nt
Organism: Helianthus annuus (common sunflower)
Lineage: Eukaryota; Viridiplantae; Streptophyta; Magnoliopsida; Asterales; Asteraceae
Exons: 20
Coding region: 1-6639 (2212 amino acids)
Biological process (GO): telomere maintenance; DNA repair
Molecular function (GO): DNA helicase activity
Source: RefSeq, a predicted model, not a curated record